AUCAGCGUGAGCGUGUGCGUUUCUCUACAGCACUACAGCGGUGGACUCAGCUCCAGGAAGAGGAGAAAGUCUUACUGCAGGGACCUCCUCCUGAACGAAGUGACCGUAACUUCCAGGAGUGGUGUGACGGCCCCUGCGCUGCUGAGAGAACUUUCGUUUUCCCCCACACCCGCUCUCGCCCCUCACUGCCCCCCGCCAUGCCCACACUGCCUGAGGAAGAGGAGGACUCCCCCGAGGAGCUUGAUAGUUCCUCCAGUUCUCCCAGUACAUCUGCACCAGGUGAAACUCGAGCUGUCGUCAUGACUGCCCCAACCAUCGUCUACCCACAGCAGGCCACUAUUGUCCAACAAGAUGGACGUCCUCUGGAACAGGCCAGACCACACAGUCCCAGAGCUCGGCUGGCCAGAAACUCCUCUGGAGGACCCAUCACCACAGUCGACAGCACAGGUAACGUGAUCGACCUGGUGAAAGAUCAGCUGCCGGAGCUGCAGCUCUCUGAGGAGGAUCGACAGAAAAACCUGGAGCUGCUCGAACAGGCCAAGAAGGUCAGCGACCGCUUCCUGACGCGGCGCGGCCGCCGCUCCACCAGCAGCCUCACUGAGUCACCCACAGGUCCUUCUCCAACUCCAACUCCCUCAUCUUCACCGUGCUCGUCUAGAAGCAGCUCACUGACUGUGGCCCCGCAAACUGCUGUAGGACCCUUGGAGUUGACCCAUGUCAGCUCACAGUCUAUUGGUCAGCAUCUGGAGGUUCCUUCAGUGCGAGAACAGCCUGACAUAACGACCCAGGAUCAGGAGGGCAGGCUGUUGGUUGACUGGAAGCCCACUGAGAAAAGGAAAGUGUCCUCUGGGACUCUAACGCCCCGUUUUGCUGUUCAGAAGGACAACUGUGAUCCUGCUGUACCUAAGAGUCCUCCAGCGGUCAAUAAAGCAGAUGAGGGAGCUGGUUCAGGCCAAAAUCCCAACCAGGUCCCGGCCACAGGAGUGGCCAAGCCCGUCCCCCGACCCCAAACUCAACAGGUCCCCUGUACAGCAGAGAUCAAGACAAUCGGGGCCUUCCCUCCACUAAUGAGGGCUGUUUCCUGGGAUGCUGUAGGCAGCCUUAAUUCUAGAAACGGAGCCCCAAGUUUCCCUCCUACAGUGGAGGACACCUUCUCAGAUAAGCCCAGAGAUGCUGUCUUAAAGUCCUCAGGGUACAAAGACCUCCCCAGCCAGCCGGGGGGUGUACAGAAACUGUCUAAACUCAGAGAGGAGCACAAGCUGAUGCGUAACCAAAGCAUAGUGGGAUCCAAGUUACCAGACUUGAGUGAAGCUGCUGAACAGGAAAAAGGUCCUCAGCUCUCUCCAAACACAGCCAGUAGCGUGGAGACGAAGGACAAGUCUGACGCAAUGCCCAACAUUUCAGAUGUGAUGCUGAGAAAACUGAAACUUCAUCGAGGUCUGCCAGGCUGUGCACCACCACUGACUGAAAAGGAGGUUGAGAAUGCAUUUGUCCAGCUGUCACUGGCAUUUCGCAAUGACAACUACACUCUGGAGACGCGGCUCAAACAGGCAGAGAGGGAGAGGAACCUGACUGAGGAAGACACAGAGAAAGAACUAGAAGAGUUCAAAGGAGCACUAAAGAUGACGGCACCGCAGUGGCAGAACCUGGAGCAGCGUGAGGCCUACCAGCGCCUCGUAGAGACGGUAGCAGUGCUCCACCGCCUGGCCACACGGCUCUCCAGCCGAGCAGAGAUAGUUGGAGCAGUUCGACAGGAGAAACGUAUGAACAAAGCCACUGAGGUCAUGAUGCAAUAUGUGGAAAAUCUGAAGAGGACGUAUGAGAAGGACCAUGCUGAGCUGAUGGAGUUUAAGAAGCUGGCCAACCAGAACUCAAAUCGCUGUUACGGAGGGUCUGUAGACACUGGAGAUGAUGGAGUUCCACGGCCGUCAAGAUCAAUGUCCCUCACUCUUGGAAAGGCUCUGCCCAGACGCAGGGUGAGUGUAGCAGUGGUGCCUAAGUUUAACCUCCUGAACAUCCCAGGUCAGACUCCAGCCACAGCUGGCCCGGGCCCCAACCCGGCCUCAGGCCCCAACGCGGGACCCACCACUGGUACUGCUCUUCCUGUCCUGUGUGAAGCGAAUGAUGUGAAAGUCAGCGCUUCCACAGAUACAGCCCAACCAGCAGCAGAAUGUGGAAAGAGUGUGUUGGAGCAGGAAAGUGAGCCAGCCAAGCCUUCAGUCAACUUAGAGGAGAUCAGAGCUGAGAUCAGAGCCGAAAUCAAGGCAAAGAUGGAGGAGGAGGCGUACAAUAAAGGGUACCAAGAGGGGCUGAAGCACAUCACAGCACUGCAGGAAGAAAAGCAUGACGAGGAAAACGCUGCUGAGAAAUUGCUGGAAUCAAAAAAUAAGGACGAGGAAAGUGGAAGGAAGAUGAAGACGAGCAGGAGGAUGGAGGAGGUCGUGGCUCUUUUUGGUCGGUUUUGUCCGAAGAUUUCCUUCAGUAGGCAAGUUCUCUGGAUCGCCCUGACACUGUUUGUGAUGAUGUGUCUGGUUAUCAGUAUUUUUACAUUUUUCAGUGACUACUACAACAGACGUGAGAACACGUAAGGAGAGAAGGAUUUUUAUGCCAGACAAGAAGAAGAUCUUUGGACUGAGUGUAGCAGCACAACCAAAGAACCCCACUACAGAAAAACAGAGACUGCAGUCAUUCUUUGUUUCUGUCGAUUUACCAUAUCAUCACACUUGGACUCACUUGAAUCCAUGACCCUGACUCUGGAGGGUCAGAGACAUUCUGGGAGGCUUUAUGGAUAAUGUUGCCUUUGUCAUGGUUAAGUUAUGAUUAUGUUCGGAUUAAAAAGUCGACACAUUGUUUGCUGCAGCGAGAAAAACAAUUAUUUCUGUUUAGGGACCAAUUAUAUGAUGUGAUGAAAUAUACAUGUAUUUAAAUUAGAUGCAUACAAUAAUGAUACAUUCUGGUUCUGGUAUUUUGGAUGAUGAAUCUGGCACGUUCCAUUAAAUGCCACAGUAGAAGAAGUGUGUAUUUAUCUACACUAUAAUGUUAAAGUAUAAUCUCUCAGGUCCAACAGAUGAUGAUUACCCUGAGAAAUUUUUAAUUUGUAUUUAAAGCUAUAGAAAUUUAAGGAUUGUUGUUAUUUGUUUAAGUUCCAUCAUGUGUAUUUAAAAACUUUAACAUGUAAGCACAUUCCAAAGUAGUUCCUUAAGUGCAAUAUUUUGCAGUUGAUGGUCCUUGUUUGUGCCAUUUUGGAUUGUGUCUUCAGAGCACUGAGAGAUUUUCGUCUUGUAUGAGAGCACUGUUUAGAUGGCAUGAGACUUAUUUUUAUCUUCUUUGCACGUGUGCCUGCCUGUGUUGUUUGAUUUUUGUGGAUUUUAUGCUCUGCCACUUCACCUUUUUAAAUAAAGGUGCCUGAAAGUAUUCAGUCGUCAUUUCCAUAGUGACAA
Molecule: messenger RNA, 3440 nt
Organism: Seriola dumerili (greater amberjack)
Lineage: Eukaryota; Metazoa; Chordata; Actinopteri; Carangiformes; Carangidae
Gene: irag1
Product: murine retrovirus integration site 1 homolog
Exons: 21
Coding region: 198-2588 (796 amino acids)
Source: RefSeq, a predicted model, not a curated record